GUGAUUACUAUUCAAUUUAAUCAACAGUCGUAAGUUUGAGUUGAAAGAAGCAUGGGAGGACCGAAUGGCGCGAGUCCUGCGUUUGUGAAAGAAUUUUGAGAAUCUCACUCGGGAGUAGAUGGUUGCUAAUCGCAGAGUUACCUACCGUCGUCGACACUCCUACAACACUGCUUCCAACAGAAUCGAAGUCGUGAAGACCCCUGGUGCUAGAUUGACUGCCCACUAUAUUGAGAAGUCCGUUCAGGCUCCUAAGUGCCGUUGCUGCAAGAAAGUCCUUCCUGGAAUUCCCAGACUGCGACGCACUGUGUGCCGUGUGUAUGGUGGAAAUCUGUGCCACAAGUGUGUCCAUGAUCGCAUUCUGCGUGCGUUCCUGGUGGAGGAGCAGAAGAUUGUGAAGCAGGUGGCUAUGGCUAAGAGCGCUGCUAAGAAGGAGGAGAAGGCUUCCAAGAAGAGCUCGAAGGACGCGAAGGCCAAGAGCUCCAAGAAGACUGCCAAGAAGACUUCCAAGAAGUAAGGCUGUGCUUGAUUUUGGUCACUCAAUGU
Messenger RNA from Blastocystis hominis, 543 nucleotides. RefSeq names its product Ribosomal protein L34e. The transcript is spliced from 5 exons. NCBI's taxonomy places the organism in Eukaryota, Bigyra, Opalinata, Blastocystidae. The record is from RefSeq and is a predicted model, not a curated record. Gene Ontology annotation, cellular component: ribosome; cytosolic large ribosomal subunit. The coding region runs from base 119 to 514 and encodes 131 amino acids. Gene Ontology annotation, molecular function: structural constituent of ribosome. Gene Ontology annotation, biological process: translation; ribosome biogenesis.